Messenger RNA from Nilaparvata lugens (brown planthopper), 1974 nucleotides. RefSeq names its product hemicentin-2-like. The transcript is spliced from 12 exons. The coding region runs from base 73 to 1974 and encodes 633 amino acids. NCBI's taxonomy places the organism in Eukaryota, Metazoa, Arthropoda, Insecta, Hemiptera, Delphacidae. The record is from RefSeq and is a predicted model, not a curated record.
GAUAAGUGGAGAGUUGACACGUGCUACUGGCCGUUUUUUCAUGUGGACAUUUUUUAAAAGCAGUAGAUAGCCAUGACAUAUAAAAUUCCUGUGACAAUUUUCAUUUUUAUUGUGUCAACUGCAUGCAGCGAUGAAGAGCUUUUCCUGGAAAAUGGCAGAGAUGUGACGUUAUUGGAUAAUGAGGAGAAAGUUCCGAUUGUGGAGGCAACUGGAGUUGCUGGCAGUGUUGCCAGGUUGCCUUGCGACCUGUCAACCAAGUUGCCUGGUGAUAAAGUCCAUCUGGUUCUCUGGUACAAGGAAGGCCACAAGGAUGGAGUGGGGGUCAGAGUUCCACUGAUCCCAGUUUACAGUUUGGACGCGAGAGGCGACUCGAGCCAACAGACCACAGAUUCUGGAGCGUCUCAACACUGGUCGGAUGCGUCCACUUUUGGCAGCCGAGCUCACUUCGACAGUGAUGAGCUCCCUAUGGCUGCGCUGGCCAUAGACGCCCUCAGGGACAGAGAUGGCGGCGUCUACAGGUGUCGUGUCGACUUCAAGCGGUCACCCACUCGAAACUCUAGGGUCAACCUCACCGUUAUCAUUCCUCCAGAGAGAUUGAGCGUGGUAGACUCUAAUGGCGUCCAUAUUCAGCAUUACAUUCUUGGGCCCUAUUCUGAGGGAGCCUCACUCGAGAUAGCAUGCAUCGCAACCGGAGGUCGACCAACUCCUCGCGUCACCUGGUGGCAGGAAAACGCACUUCUUGACGAUACUUGGGAAGCUCUCUCUGAGAGAAGCGUCCGCAACGUCCUCAAGAUUGAGCGUUUGGAGCGAAAACAUCUUAACACCGUUUUCACCUGCCAGGCAUCGAAUAACAACCUGGUAGCUCCCAUAUCCAGUGCUGUUACGCUCGAUCUCAAACCUCGUCCAUUGUGGGUGCGUCUCCUGGGAGAGAAUAAGCCGGUGUCAGCUGGACAGCGCCAGGAGGUGAGGUGUGAAUCGGUGGGAGCGAGGCCUGUGCCUCAUCUAGUCUGGUGGAAGGGAAGUCAGCUGCUCCCAAACUCCACGCAAGAGACAAGCACUGACGGCAACCGGACAGUAAGCACCCUACGCUACACGCCUAGUAUGGACGACUCCGACUCCCUCCUCAAGUGUCGGGCCGUCGACUCCUCCACCCCUCCUCACGAGGACACCUGGUCACUCAAUGUGCGCCAUCCACCAGUCGUGAGUCUAGAGAUGGGAGAUGGUGAUCCACGCUUUGUAAAAGAGGGAUCAGAUGUUAGCCUUGAGUGUAUAGUUAGAGCCAAUCCAUGGAUCUACCGAGUCACCUGGAAACAUAAUGGCAGAUUAUUGUACGACAACGGUUACAACAACGGAGUGAUUUUGAACAACCAGAGCCUUCUAGUUCGCAACGUGACACGCAGUCACAGCGGAUAUUAUUCGUGCACAGCCAGUAAUCAGGAGGGAGACGGAGAGAGUGAUCAGUUCUAUCUCGGCGUCAAAUUUGCACCAGUAUGCCGUCCCGGGCAACAGACAGUGAUAGCCGCCUCACGUUUCGAAGCCGUGCAAGUGACAUGUGAAGUUGAAGCCGAUCCCGAUGACGUCACGUUCACGUGGAGCUACGAUGACGUCACUUACGACAACCGAAGGCGUCACGGUGACAGCACUGACGAGGAACCAGGACAUCAUGGUGACAUCAGUAACGAUGACGGAAGGCGUCACGGUGAAGUCACUGACGAUGAACGAAUUCUUCACGGUGACGACACUGACGACAUCCGAAGACGUCACAGUGACAUCACUGAUGACGACACGUCAGUGCAGUUCGACGUGGAACGAACACGGAGUACUGCACUGAUUACGUCGCUGACUGCAUCUCAUUUUGGGAAUAUAUCCUGUUGGGCUACCAAUGUGCUGGGCAAACAGAGGCAGGCUUGUGUCUUCCAACUGGUUUCAGCUGGUGAGUUAGAAAUACAAUUCUCAAAAUCAUCACUUCUCUAA